UUUUUGGCCUCACCUUUCACCGCCAUAUAUUCACUGCCUCAUCCUCAGUUAUGUUGUGUGUUUUCGUGCAUAAAUAGCAACCAGCAGAAAUUCCUACAAGGUACGCAAAACAUGAUUCAUGCAAUAAGAUCACUCAGAACCCAAUCGCCCUCAAACUUGGUCCAAAAAGCUUCCGGGGUCCGGUUUAGGCAGAACGCAACUAUUUCUACCGAUCCAGAUACUAAACAUAACAUGGACAAGACACAAAACCCUAACCAGCAGAAAACUGGAGAUGCGAUGUCUCAUUCAUUUGGGGAAGGGUAUGCGACGAGGUCCGAUGAGGAAGGAUUUGGAGGGGUAUUUUCAGGAAACCAGUCUCUACCGAAGACACAGCAGGAUCAGCUGAUCCAUGAAAACCACCCUGCGUAUGACAAGACGCAGGGAAGCGAAGUGAAGGAGAAGGAGAAAGGACGGCACCAAACCCACGCCAAUGCAUCAACAAACUAAUGAAGGAGCCCCCGAGCGGAUUGACCUGUGUGGAUUCGGUGGCCUUUCUAUAUAAUUCCUUUUCAUUUUGCAAAAUAUUUUUAAUUUAAUUUGUUGGUUAUAUGUUAAUACUUGGAAAGGCUUUAAAGUUCGUAAUAAUUUCAUUCAUUUAUCGAAAUUAUCGUUGGAUUAAAGUUUUCUUUUAAUUGAU
Messenger RNA from Prunus dulcis (almond), 676 nucleotides. RefSeq lists its product as uncharacterized. The transcript is spliced from 2 exons. Lineage: Eukaryota; Viridiplantae; Streptophyta; Magnoliopsida; Rosales; Rosaceae. The record is from RefSeq and is a predicted model, not a curated record. The coding region runs from base 112 to 486 and encodes 124 amino acids.